This is a messenger RNA of Manduca sexta (tobacco hornworm), 1095 nucleotides long. It is a transcript of the gene St2, whose product is annotated as luciferin sulfotransferase. The record is from RefSeq and is a predicted model, not a curated record. Gene Ontology annotation, cellular component: cytoplasm. The transcript is spliced from 5 exons. Lineage: Eukaryota; Metazoa; Arthropoda; Insecta; Lepidoptera; Sphingidae. Gene Ontology annotation, molecular function: sulfotransferase activity. Gene Ontology annotation, biological process: sulfation. The annotation marks the transcript as partial.
UAUCCGUUAAACCAAAAAAAUAAAUUCAAAAUGCGCACGAAACCAAUGUUAACUUUUUCGAAGUUGGACGAGGAGACAGGCAGUUCUUUGGACAGAAUGUUCGAGAAGAAAGAUUGUAUGGUCGAGAUCAAUCCGGGGAGGGUGAUACUUCCAGCUGACUAUAUGACCAUCGGCCAAGAUAUACUUGACAUGGAGGUGAAGGAAAGUGAUGUUUGGAUGUGCUCUUAUCCCAGGACGGGAUCGACAUGGUGCCAAGAGAUGGUGUGGCUUAUCGGCCACGAUUUGGACUACGAAGGAGCAAAGUCUUUACAACAGAUCCGCUGCCCGUUGGUAGAGCUGUCGUGUAUCAUGGUGGACGGGCACGCGGAGUGGCACGACGAGUCGGUGAAGGGCACCUCCGUGGACCUGGUGAAGUACCGGCUGCCGCACCCGCGGUACAUCCGGAGCCACCUGCCCUGGGACUUGCUGCCCGUCGACAUACAGAACGAUGAUAACACUGCUAAACCUAAGAUAAUUUACACCUCUCGCAACCCAAAAGACAUGGUGGUGUCAUACUACCACUAUUGCACCCUCGUGCACGGCCUCAAGGGCACCUUUGAAGAGUUCUGUGACCUGUUCAUGAGAGACCGCGCCCCCUUCGGUCCCGUGUGGAAUCACAUACUCGGUUUUUGGAACAGACGUCACGACCCAAACGUCUUGUUUAUAAAAUUUGAAGAGAUGAAGCACGAUCUUCCGAUGGUGGUGAGACGAACAGCGGAAUUUCUCAACAAGCAACUGACAGACGAAGAUGUGGACAAGCUUUGCGACCAUCUGUCGUUCCAAAACAUGAAAAUCAACCGCGCGGUCAACUUAGAGGCGAUCCUUGAGAAGUCCUUCGGCAAAAGUUAUUUGGAGCAGACCAACUUGAGAUUCAUAAGGAAAGGGGAGAUCGGUGACUGGAAGAAUUACAUGUCCGAUGACCUUUCCAGAAGGUUCGAUGAAUGGGCCGAACAACACCUCAAAGGCACUGAGUUAAGUUUUGAAUAGUUCUAUGGUAAGGGUGAUGUUAUUGCAAUGUUAUUGUAUUUUUUAAAAUAAAGUAUUAUUUUUGUAAUU